UGAAACAGCGGGGCAAACUGAAAGAUACCAUCUGCCAAAAUAUAAAGGGGUUCCGUUGAUUUCUCAUGAAACUUCACCCAAGCUCCUCCCAAGUCCUGACCUGAUCUGAUCACCUUCACCGACCACCAUCCCCUCUCUACCUUCACACAUGUCAAACAUGACUCUCCUCGCAAACGCCAUCCUCGGUCUCAUGGCUGCAGGUGCUGCAUCGGCAGCUGCUACCCCGACCCAUUUCAAGCCCACUUUGACAGACACAUUUAUCUAUGAUCUCGACAAUGUCCCCAUCCCCGCUCCCGUCGUUACCAGCAAGUAUGGAGUAAAGGUCAACGCGCACGUGUACGUCGUAGAUGGACAGGAACAUACCGCUCAGCAGAUUGCCAAUUACCACGCCAACGGCAAAAAGGUCAUCUGUUAUUUUAGUGCUGGCUCGUGGGAACCGGAGCGACCUGAUGCACUCAAUCUUUCUCCCGAGUGCUACUGUGGUAAAGGCGUAUCCUACAACAAGCGUACUGGAGAAUGUACCGGCAAGAAUGCCAACCAAAACAAGCUCGACGGAUGGGAUGAAUGGUAUCUCGACCUUCACAACCCGUCCUGUAUCUCUCAAGUCAAGGCAUGGCAGAACAAGCGAAUCCAGUCGUUUAUUGCGAAGGGCUGUGAUGGUAUCGAUCCAGACAAUGUGGACGAGUUCGCCAACACACAAGCUUUCGGUGUCACUGCCCAGGACGAAGUCAACUAUCUCAUGUGGCUCUCCCAAACUGCGAAGAAGGGCAACCUCGCAAUCGAUCUCAAAAACGCGCCGAGUCUCCUGGUCGAUGAUAACGGAAAUCCAACUCAGUGGCAGAAACAGUUGAUCGAGGCCUUCGACUUCAGCGUCAUUGAGCAAUGUCACGAAGGGGACAAUUGCGAUCAAUUCGAUGCCUUCCUCGCCGCUGGUAAACCUCAAAUUCAGGUCGAAUAUAAUGGAGACGGUUACGAGAUGACCAAGUGUCCUUCACUUGAAGAUGGCCAACACUUGUUGGUGUACAAUACGCCAGAUCUCGAUUCGACUUUGAUCUCUCUUGAGUGCUCUGACUAGAGUUGAGCUACUGCAGCGCCCGCGCUGAACGACGUCCGCGUUGUGAUAUGGUCUUCAUGCAGAACACACCCAUUAGCUCGAUUGAGCUCGUAGACGCUUUCCCAUAGUAACAUUGUAUGCGCUUCAUCCAUGUAUGGUUAUCAUGUAUGUGUUGGCAGUAGACGAAAUCGAAGACGUGGCAAGCGGAUGCAGCGGGCAAAGCCGAUGUGCCGCACAGACUUUCGCGUUUUGCCACGGGGGAAUCGAAAUUGACAAGCGAGCCAAGCUCGUCCGUCAAAAUGUCCACGGUUCGGUUGCAAAAAGGAAGAGCUUUGUAUA
Messenger RNA from Kockovaella imperatae, 1393 nucleotides. RefSeq names its product glycoside hydrolase superfamily. Bases 149 to 1075 code for a protein of 308 amino acids. NCBI's taxonomy places the organism in Eukaryota, Fungi, Basidiomycota, Tremellomycetes, Tremellales, Cuniculitremaceae. The record is from RefSeq and is a predicted model, not a curated record. The transcript is spliced from 5 exons.